Messenger RNA from Magallana angulata, 2246 nucleotides. RefSeq lists its product as uncharacterized. The transcript is spliced from 4 exons. The record is from RefSeq and is a predicted model, not a curated record. The coding region runs from base 7 to 1218 and encodes 403 amino acids. NCBI's taxonomy places the organism in Eukaryota, Metazoa, Mollusca, Bivalvia, Ostreida, Ostreidae.
GGCAAUAUGGCUGAAAACGAAAACAUGGAGAAGGCUGCGCUACACAAGGCCAUUUUCAUGGCAUUACCUCAUUUACAAAAAAUAAAAUUUGCAGUCUUGGAAGUUAAGAAUUGUAAUGCAACGGAAAGUAAACUUUUUUCUGAUGUAGAUUGUAAGUUUGACAUGAUAAAGACGGAGAGGGAAGAAGAAGAGUUGAAAAAUGAAGUGAGACCGUUAACCGUGAACUUCACAACCUUGUUCCGUCCUGGACUCGAACUUUUAACCGCUUGUCAGGAUGAAAAUAUAGUGAUGGAAGCAUUAGUUCUCCUUAACGACUAUUUUCAAAAUAUAGGUUUUCACGAAGAAAGUCUAAUCAAAGUGUUUUGUGACAAAGGGUCUGAGAAAGAAGAUAUUACUGUUGCAUAUGCAGAACACUUCCUUGGAAAGCUUGCUCCUGGGAAAUCAUAUAUUAUUGAUGAUGAAGCAGAAAAGAAAGGAUUAAAAUGCAAAUGUGGAUACAAUGUUGAUCCAAACUUAGGCAGUACAGGCAUUGGUCAUGAGGAGGUAUGGCACGGCCCCGUUGAUAUAAUAUGUUCAUCUGAUAACUUUGAAGAUCAGUGCAUUGCGACCUGUGAGAGGGAUCUGGUUGUUGCAGAUAGUAUUACCAGUUCAUGUACCCCUUCCAAAAGAAUAAAAGAAGAUGGUGGUGAGGAAGACUGUACAGGAGGAAAAACAAUGACAGAAGUGAAAGUAAAAGCUGUAGGAACAAGUGAACGGGCCCUAGCCCAGACUAUUGUAUUUUCCUUACUUCAGAGACAGCGACAUCCUAAUUUUCGUACCUCUUUGACACCAAAUAUUCUAUUUUCACCAGAUUUUAUUCAGAUUAUCAUGUAUGAUGCAGUGAAUGAUGUUUUACUGUGCAGCAAUUUUAUUGAUUUAUUUAAUGUGAAUGCCGAUGGUCAUCUCUCCAGUGAAGCCGUUGUCACUCUAUGGCUUGUUUUACAUUAUAGAAUAUUCUGUUGUGGAUUGCAUUUCAAAGAUAAUGUUGAAGCUGAGAUUUUUAAAUCAAAUUUUCAUAGCCUGACCAAGGAAAAGUGGAAUGUUUAUACGAAGCAUUUAAAAAGCUGUGUUCCGUGUUUUCCAGUUAUAGACAAAGAAAUUAAAGUUGAUACAUGGAACAGAAAAGUCCUUCAAGGAACAGAGUAUUGCAAAGGCAUGAGGAAGAAAAAAACCCAAUGAAAAGUCUUGAUGCUACUCCUUAUAGGUACAAAUCAAUUUUUAUGCCAAUGUCAACUCUCAGUUACAAUUCUUAGAUAUUAAAAAUAUUGUUAUGCUAUUGUGUAAACAGGGCUUUCAUUUGUCAACAUAUAAAAAAAAUAUAGUGUUAUUCUUAAAACUACAUGUUAUUAUUUUUUUUUUAAGUUCAUCUAAGUCGAAGGCUCAAGUGAGCUUUUCUAAUUACAAUUUGUCACUUGUCGUUGUUGUCAUCGUAAACUUUUCACAGUUUUAUUGUCUUCUACAGAACCACUAUACCAAUUUCAACCAAACUUGGCACAAAGCACCUCUGGGGGAAGGGCUUUUAAGUUUAUUCAAAUAAAGGACCAGGUCCCCUUUCAAGGGGAGAUAAUUGUAAACUAUUAAAAAUUUGUUGGUAUUUUUCAAAAAUCUUCUCAAAAAUCAGUCGGCCAGAAAAGCUGUAACUUGAAUGGAAGCUUCCUCAGAUAGUGUAGAUUCAAGUUUGUUCAAAACAUGACCCUUGGGAUUAGGUUGGAGUCACAUUGGGGGUUGAAUUUUUACUUUAGAAUAUAUAAAGAAAAGUCUUCAAAAUCUUUUUCUCAAAAACCAUUUGGCCUAACAAACAGGCUUGUAUGGUAGCAUCCUUAGGUAGUGUAGAUUCAAAUUUGUUCAAAUCAUGAUCCCAGGGCUAGGGUUGGGCCAUGGUGGGGGGGGGGUCAAUUUUUUACAUAGAACAUUACAGAGAAAAAUCAAAAACCAAUUGGCCACAAAAGUUGUAAAUUGUUUAGAAGUAUCCUCAUGUAGUGUAGAUACAAAUUUGUUCAAAUCAUGAUCCCUGGGGGUAUGGUAGGGUAGGACUACAAUGUGGGUCAAAUUCUUACAUACAUUUAUAGAUAGAAAAAUCUUUAAAAAUCUUCAUGUCAAAAACAAUUGCAAAACAAAUAGAAGCUUGUGUGUUAGCAUCCUCAGGUAGUGUAGAUUUAGGUUUGCAUGUUCAAAUUAUGAUCCUCAGGGGUAGGGUGGAGCCACAA